Messenger RNA from Sinocyclocheilus anshuiensis, 449 nucleotides. RefSeq names its product ribonuclease inhibitor-like. The annotation marks the transcript as partial. Gene Ontology annotation, cellular component: cytoplasm. The transcript is spliced from 4 exons. NCBI's taxonomy places the organism in Eukaryota, Metazoa, Chordata, Actinopteri, Cypriniformes, Cyprinidae. The record is from RefSeq and is a predicted model, not a curated record.
AUGACAGACUUUUUUUUACACACAAGAAAUAAUCCUGGACAAUCAGGAGUGAAGGAGCUCAUUGAUUUACUACAGGAUGAACACUGUUCAUUAAAGACCAUCAGUUUUUUGAAAAGUCCUGCUGCCCAGGAAGCAUGUGAUCAUCUCACUGAAGUUCUGGGUAAAAGUCCAUUAUUAUUGAAAAAACUGGAUCUGAGUGAAAAUAAAUUAAGAAACCUGUAUUGGGAGAAGCUCUCUGCUCUUUUGAUGGACUCUCAUAGCAAAAUGGAGAAAAUUAUACUGAAUAAUUGUAAGCUGAAAGAGAAAAGCUGUUCAGUUCUAGCUACUGUUCUCUCCUCCAAAACCAUCCUGAAAGAGGUGAACCUGAACAACAGCCGUCUGCUGGACUCAGGAGUCAAAGAGAUCUGUGAGGGACUGAAGAAUCCUGUGUGUGAGCUGAAGAUACUCAA